Molecule: messenger RNA, 3594 nt
Organism: Closterium sp. NIES-65
Lineage: Eukaryota; Viridiplantae; Streptophyta; Zygnematophyceae; Desmidiales; Closteriaceae
Source: the annotation of a GenBank genome assembly
AUGCUACUCAAGGGGCAACAAUGCGUCCUUAUGGCAAUGCAUGCAUGGCACCGCACAACGCGGCUCCCCACCCCUAGACCUUCUUCUUUCACGGACGGCUGUGCCCCUUUCAUCCCGUCACCUCAACUCUUUGCUCUCACCUCACCUAUUCCUCCCCCCCAACAGCACGGCCCUCUGCUGCUCUGGCGGGCGCCCUGCACCACCUUCCUCGCACACCACGGCAUCCACGUGGACCAAUCAGAGCUCGCCACGUGUCCCCUGCGCCUGUCUGCCCCUCUGGGCGACCGCGUGUCCAUUGUUCUCCCCAACAACCAGGAGCAUCGCUUCCAAGUCAAGCUAGCAGUCGCAGCUUACCUGCCUGCCAGGUGUCUCACUGCCAUUCGUGCAAGCCCCUUCCCCCGCCGCCUCUCCCACGACCUGCGCUGCACCCUGCUCGCCGCGCGCCUGUGGCGGCUGCAGCACAAGGGGGAGGAGAAGGCAGACGGGAGUGUGGAGAGAAGUGGUGCGGCUGGUGGCAGGCAGCGGGUGGAGCUUGUGAAGCUGUGUGCGCUGGUGGGCGCAGCUGGUGGCGCUGCUAAUGGUGCAGAGGGAGGGGAGGGGGAGGAGUGGCACACACUGCUGUGUGUGGUGGAGGAGUGGAUUGAAGCGGCGCUCGUGGGGGAUGGUGCUCGCAGUGGCACUGGCAGGCAGGGCGCAGAGGGAGAGGUUGAGCAAGGGGGGGAGGCAAUGGAGGUGGAUGGUGAGGGUGACAGGGGCAGUGCAGGCAGGGGGGCACAGGGAGGCGCGGACAAGGGGGUAAGGCAGAGCAAGGUAGAGUUGGGGGAGGGGAGGGAAGAAACAGCAGGUGGGGAGGGGGGAGACGAGGUGCAGCAGUCAGCAUGGGAGCAGGUGCUAGAAAGCCAGCACCACCGCCACCUGCUGCUCGCCGGUGCCCCCCCCUGGAUGCCCUUCCCCCUCCCCUCGCCCCCAACCACCGCGCAUGCUGCGCCUCCUCGCCCUGCUGCUGCUAGCUCUGCUGCAGAGGGCAGUGCGCGGGGAGGUGAGAGAGGGGGGAACGGGGAGGGCGUGCAGGUGGGGGGAGAGUGGGGCGAGGGCGGGGAGGGUGUGGGGGUGGGCGAGUUGGUGGAGUUGCUGCGGGCGCUGCACGGCGUGUAUGAGGAGAGCCGCCUUGAUGCCCUGUGCCGCAGCUCGCUGCCCCGUCUGGCAGCGCUGGUGUGGGUGCUGGCAGCAGUGCUGGGCGCGCAUGACUUGUGCGACCACUACCAGCGCCACCACCCCUCCCUCUCCCUCCUCGCACGCUCCUUCCCCCCCAUUCUGUCAGAGCGCGCACUGCCCCCCCACCCCACACUGCCAUCCGUCGUGCCAUGUGUCUUCACCUGGUUGGCUCGCACCGUGCAGUACGGUCCAAAGCAUGCUGCCCCUUGGCUGGCGUGGAUGCCGCCCUCCUUGCUGUCUGCUGCCGCCCAGCCCAUGCUGGACAGCGCAGGGCAGGUGGCAGAGAAAGUGGGGGAAGAGGAGUUGGGCAAUGGGGAGGGGAGAGGCAGAGAGGCGAGUGUACAGCAGGGAGCAAGGGAGGGCGAGUGGUGGGAGGAGUGGGAGGGCGAGUGGUGGGAGGAGUGGGAGGGCGAGGGGUGGGAGGAGUGGGAGGGCGAGGGGGAAGGCGGGCCUGGGCUGCUGCCCCUGGUGGUGCUGCUCUUCUCGCUGCUCUUCCCCCGCGGUGCGUGGACCCACCCUGCUGCCCGCCCGCCCUCCAAGGCCAGGCACAAGCCGGCGGUGAGGGAGGAGGCGUCAGGUGGAGGGAAGGCAGGCACUAACAAGGGAGGGAAAGGGGGAGCAGCAGGGGGUGAGAGUGAGGGCGAGAGAGUGGUGACUGCAGCUGGGGGCGAUGGUGUAGCGGGGUUGAGUGAGCGGUGUGUGGCAGCCAUGGUGGCGGCACACAUGGGGAGGUCCGACCUCCAGAGGCUGCCCCCUGCCGUCGCCCUGCCCCUUCUGCAGGCACUGCACGUGUGCAGGGAAAACCCUCCCCCAGGCUGGCCAGCAGCGGCAUACGUGUUGGUGGGGAGAGACGACCUGGCUGCCACCGCCACCGCCUGCCUGCACUGCUUCUCCCUCCACCACUCGCCGCUGCCUCGCUGCCCCUCCCCUCACUCGCAUCUCAGCAGCGCUAAGGAAGCCACCAUCACCGCAAGCGCGCCACCGCGCACCACUGCACCGCCCCUUUCCCCACACUCCCUUUCGCCUCUCGCCUUCUCCUUCCCUCCCACUGUGCUCGUGCGCCCACUCUCCCCCUUCCCCUCGUCCCCCCACUCCGCCCUGCACCCCUCUCUCGCCCUCCCUGGAUCCCACGCCUCUCAAGGCCUUGCCUCCGCCUCAGGGAUGGGCGUGGGGGGCAUGGGGGCGGGGGCGGGCAGCGGAGUGGGGGUGGGGGGGGCAUCGGACGCGACUGGGGUGGGAGGGGGAGGGGCGGGAGUGGAGGGCGCAGGGGGAGAGGGCAUGGUGGCGGACGGCAUGGAGCAUCUGCUGCUGCCGCCCACCCGCUCCCUGCUCGCCCUGCGCUUCCCCUGUGACCUUCGUCUUGCUGAGGUGCGUCGCCUGCUGUGCUCUGCGCGCCCAGUGCCCCUGCCGGCCGCCGCUGCUUCUGAUUCCACCGACCCCGACGCCCUCGCCGCCCACCAGGUGCCCCUCACCGCCCACCAGGUGCCCUUUGCCGCCCACCAGGUGCCCCUCGUAGUGAAGCUAGUGAGGUCCACUCGUCCCCCUUUCCUCCUUGCCUUGGCAUCAGCAGCGUGGAAAGUGUCAUGCUCGAUAUCACCACCCCUUUCCUUUCUGCCCAUGCCCAUUCAUGCCCUGUCGGUCCCCAAGCUGGUGCUGGCGGGGCGCUUGACGGCGCAGAACGACGCCACGCUUAGCACCGUCCUCCUCGACCCCUCUCCCCGCCCGCCAUUGUGCCUCACUCGCUCUCUCCUCCAGGUGGGGCUGGACGGCACGCUGGGCAACCUAUCAGAGCUCGCCACCUGCCAUGCCCCCGUCCCCUCAACGCUCGCCCUCAACUCGCACAGCCCGCUGACACCUCACAUCCCUUUUUCACAUUCCAUCCCUCCGCAACUUAUCCUCGUUACAAGCAUUCAUCCCCACCCGUGCCUCUCUCGCUUACCCCCUCCCUCACAGCCAGACGCGGUGACGCGGCCGGGCACAGUCACACGGGCAUGGGUGGUGUACAACCGGCCAGGGGAGGCCUCGAGUGCACACGGGGGGUUGCUCAUGGCGCUGGGGCUGCGCGGCCACCUGCGUGUGCUCGCCCCCACCGACUUCUUCCGCGACCUUGCCCUCGUGGGUUUCGCUGCCUCCCCCCCUGCUCUGAUGGAGCACGAGGCGACGACGGUGGGCGUGCUGCUGGGCGCUGCUGCGUCGUACCGCGCUACCAUGGACGCCAAUAUCUGCAAGGUGAGUGACAGGUGCUGUCAUGCCGUGUGCAAGGUGAGUGACAGGUGCUGUCAUGCCGUGUGCAAGGUGAGUGACAGGUGCUGUCAUGCCGUGUGCAAGGUGAGGGGUGCUGUCAUGCCGUGUGCAAGGUGCUUCAUCUCUUUCCAAUAG